AGAAGUUCUUCGUUGUUCUUGUUCUUACACUCUCCAUUCCCAUUCCUCAGUGAACACCACAAAAAUGGCAUCUAUUUGCACCUCAAGAAUGUUGCUACGCCGCUUUGUGCGUCCAGCUCCUCCUGCUUUCCGCUUACGGCCCCUCUCAACCCCACUUCAACGCCGAGCUUUUGCCUCACACCAAGAUGCAACCUACCCCAAAGUUCCGUACGAGAAAGCUGAAAAUGUUGGAGGGAAGAAGUUCAGCCAAUUCAAUCUUGCGGGAAAGGUGUUCGUAGUUACAGGUGGAGGUCGUGGCUUGGGAUUGUGUAUGGCUGAAGGGCUCGCAGAAGCCGGCGGCAUAGUCCAUUGCCUGGAUCGAUUGCCGGAGCCUCCCAAAGCUUUCGAAGAAGCUCAGGCGCGACUCAAGAGGAACUACAAUUCGAGUCUUGUAUACCACAACAUGAAUGUUACGGAUGAGGAGGCUAUGCGAAAGUGUAUUGCAGAUAUUGCGGCUGAGAACCAGCGCCUAGAUGGACUUAUUGCAGCUGCCGGGGUUCAGCAAGUGACAUCUGCGCUUGACUUUAAGAAAGAGGAUAUUGCGAAGAUGUUGGAAGUCAACUAUACCGGCGUAUUCCUGGCAGCCCGGGAGUGCGCCCGUCAGAUGCUGCAGUACAAGAUCCAGGGCUCUAUUUGUCUGAUAGCAUCGAUGUCUGGAACCAUUGCGAACCGAGGCUUCAUCGCUCCUGUUUAUAACUCCUCGAAGGCUGCUGUGGUUCAGCUGGCGCGCAACCUAGCCAUGGAGUGGGGUAGGAAAAAUCCAGACGGCUCCGGCGGCAUCCGAGUCAACUCGCUAAGUCCUGGCCAUAUCGUUACACCCAUGGUACAAGCAAACUUCGAUGCAGGCGAGGCCAAUCGAGAAGAGUGGGAGAAUAAUAGCAUGCUCGGCAGGUUGAGCACGCCGGAGGAGUACAAGGCAGUAGGUCUUUUCAUGUUGAGCAAGGCAAGCAGUUACAUGACCGGACAUGACCUGAAGAUCGAUGGUGGCACAACUGCAUGGUAAAACAGCUGUUGUUGCUCGCUGGUGACAGCUUUUUGCGCGUUCAGAGCGACGAGUCCGGCGUUUAUAUGAGUACCAGUUGCCGAUGAAUCAUGAUAUAGUCGGGGGGAUGCCUCGAAGAAGUAGCAUACCAAUACAUGCUUUCGAUAGAAAA
This is a messenger RNA of Pyrenophora tritici-repentis Pt-1C-BFP, 1193 nucleotides long. RefSeq names its product FabG, Dehydrogenase with different specificities (related to short-chain alcohol dehydrogenase). Gene Ontology annotation, molecular function: oxidoreductase activity, acting on NAD(P)H, oxygen as acceptor. The record is from RefSeq and is a predicted model, not a curated record. Gene Ontology annotation, cellular component: intracellular anatomical structure. NCBI's taxonomy places the organism in Eukaryota, Fungi, Ascomycota, Dothideomycetes, Pleosporales, Pleosporaceae.